CAUUCCUAAAAACAGUUACACUUGUUUACCUACAAACUGUACUUCCGGUCUACGCCAACCCUUACCCCAUUGUGGAAAAGCUAAAGAAUGCCGCGAUGGAAAUUGGCACGAAUUUGAAUGCCCAAACUCUAUGGCUUUUGUAGACGGCAAAUGUAGCGAAUUAUCUAAUUGCCAGAAAAAUUUAAUCACCAAUAAUGGUCAAUGUGUAGAAGGACAUACACUUGUACACCCUCGGGACUGUUCCAAAUAUUUACUUUGCCGUUACGGCCAAUAUGUUGAGGAAAGCUGUCAUUUGGGACAUCGCCAAUGUGACCCUAAAUAUGCUUGUUUAUCAACACAUAUACCCCCUUGUUUCGAGGGAGAAUUACGCCCAAUAAUUUCUCCAAAAACAACAGAAUGCCAAUCCGAAUAUGAAACUUGUAGGGAUGGAAAAUUUUAUAAACAAAUUUGUCCUUAUGGGGAAAGAUUUUAUUUGGGGAAAUGUGAAGCUUUUGAUAAAUGUGGAAAUAAUAAUGGAAUAAAUAAAAAUAAUAUUGGAGAGAAUAGUGAAGGAAUUUAUGAGAAAUGUCAGGCGAGUUUUUUGAUGUUAUUUACUAAAAACUUUAAAAUUUAUAAAUAG
This is a messenger RNA of Meloidogyne enterolobii, 619 nucleotides long. Lineage: Eukaryota; Metazoa; Nematoda; Chromadorea; Rhabditida; Meloidogynidae. The record is from the annotation of a GenBank genome assembly.